Molecule: messenger RNA, 12641 nt
Organism: Bemisia tabaci
Lineage: Eukaryota; Metazoa; Arthropoda; Insecta; Hemiptera; Aleyrodidae
Gene: Vinc
Product: vinculin
Biological process (GO): cell adhesion
Molecular function (GO): actin filament binding
Source: RefSeq, a predicted model, not a curated record
GUGAGCAUGUGUGAGUGAGGUCGUCCUCUGGAGCGCAACUGGACAAGUGAAUCUCUUCCAAUUUUGUUUUUCAUUCCGGCCUUUAUUUUUUUGAUUAAUUUAAUUGUGUAGUGGAGGAACAAUUACAAAAAUGCCUGUUUUUCAUACGAAAAUAAUCGAGAGUAUUUUGGAGCCUGUUGCUCAGCAGGUGUCCGGUCUAAUAAUCCUCCAUGAAGAAGGUGAAGAUGGGAAUGCAAUGCCAGAUCUGGAACGGCCAGUUUUUGCUGUCAGCAAAGCAGUCACAAAUCUUAUCAAAGUUGGCAGAGAAACCAUCAACAGUAGUGACGAUCCAAUCCUCAAACAAGAUAUGCCCGCAUCUCUUCAUAGGGUGGAAGGUGCUUCCAAACUAUUGGAGGAAGCUUCAGGAAUGCUUAAAGUUGACGCUUACUCUGGACCUGCUAGGAAAAAGUUAAUUGAAGGUUCUCGAGGUAUUCUUCAAGGAACAUCUGCUCUUGUCUUAUGCUUCGAUGAAUCAGAGGUGCGCAAAAUUAUCAGAGAAUGUAAAAAAGUGCUAGACUAUCUUGCGGUUGCUGAAGUGAUUGAAACAAUGGAGGAUUUAGUGCAGUUUUUGAAGGAUCUUAGUCCAUGUCUUAGUACGGUUUCAGCCAAAGUCAGUGCUCGUGAAAAAGAGCUCACGCACCAAGUUCACCGAGAAAUUCUUGUUCGUUGUUUGGACCAAGUGAAGACUCUUGCUCCAAUUUUAAUUUGCAGUAUGAAAAUCUAUAUCCACAUCCUCUCGUCAGGAGGCAAAGAAGCAUCAGAGGCCGCUGAAAAUCGCAAUUAUUUAGUUUCUCGUAUGACCGAUGAGCUUCAUGAAAUAAUCCGUGUUCUUCAACUUACAACUUACGAUGAAGAUGAAUGGGAUGCUGACAAUUUAACAGUCAUGAAGAAAGCUCACAGUGCCAUUCAGGCCAAAAUGAGGUCUGCCCGUGAUUGGCUUGAGGAUCCAUUGGCUCUGAGAGGAGGUAUCGGUGAGAAAUCAGUUCGUCAAAUCAUUGAACACUCUUAUGUCGUAGCAGAAAGAUCUUUAACAGGCGACAAAGAAAUCAUCAGAAAAUAUUGCUCGGAAGUCACAACAAUGACAAACGCCGUUUGCGAACUCCGUGGAGAUGGCAAAGGAACUUCACCUCAGGCGGAGAGCCUUUCCAGAAGUGUAGAACAUAAGCUUGAGGAUACAAAUACAGCUGUAAACCGGGCUGUUGUGAACAUGGAUAAGUAUGGAGGUCAACAACCUGCUCAUACUGUCUCUGGUAGAUUAGAACAAGCACUCCGCUGGCUGCAGCACCCUGAUUCCGAUGAUAAAGGCCUGGGUCAAAGGGCCAUUGCACUAAUUGUUGAUGAAGGGAAAAAGGUUGCUGAAGGUUUACCUGGAGUUCAAAGGGCUGAAAUUUUAGCUCUUUGUGAUGAUGUUGAUCGUUUGUCCCAUCAACUAGCUGAUUUAUGUCGUCGUGGUCUUGGGGGCAGUCCUCAAGCUCAAGAAGUAGCCAAGCAACUUUCACAGAAACUCCAUGAACUGAAGGAUCGUAUUCAAAACGCUGUUGUCAAUCGAGUUGUUGAAGAUUUUGUAGACACUCAAACACCCUUAAAAUUAUUCACAGAAGCUGUUUAUGCACCGAUAGGAAUGCCUGGAAGAGAGGCCAAUUUCACAGACCGUGCUAAUCAGCUAUCUGACUGGUCAAAACGGGCUGCCAAGACCGGUCGCAUGGUCGCAGCUGGUGGAAGUGGUGGAAACAAAAAGCUGGCUGAAGCUCUAGUCAACUCUGCAGGCCAGGUAGAAUCCCUAACUCCGCAACUAGUCAAUGCUGGGCGAAUUCGGCUCAACUACCCAGAAAGCAAAGCAGCUGACGAACAUUUCAACAACCUGCGGAAUCAGUACGCCGACCAGGUAGCUAAACUUCAUGCGUUGUGUGACGAAGCAACUGAUUCAGCCCAUUUCAUAAAAAUUUCAGAGGAGCAAAUGAGAAAACACACAGUCCUGUGCGAAGAUGCAAUUAACAAGAAAGAUCCUAAUAAAAUGGUGGAACAUACCUCCGCAAUUGCAAGACUAGCAAACCGAGUUUUGCAAGUGGCCAAGCAAGAAGCGGAUAACUCUGAGGAUCCUGCAUUCAUAGCUGCCGUCAACAGAGCAGCAGAUGGAAUUCAAGCUGCUGUAACUCCAAUGGUGCAGAACGCGAAAUUAGUUGCAAUGAAUAUUAAUGACCCAGCAGCUGCCUCAAGGUGGCGCGAAGCCAACAACAAUUUAUUGCGAGCUGUCGGUGAGGCAAGAAAAGCAGUUGAGGUUACUCCAGACAUCAAUAGUUUACAUCUAAACGAUGAAGCUGAUUUACUUAACAACGCUCCAAUAAUCCCAGAACGUCCAUACUAUCAAGAUGUCUCUCACUUACCACUGCGGUCACCUAAUGUUUUUGCUCCUAACGUGUACAUAGAAAAAGAAGUAGCACCUCCGCGGCCACCUCUACCUGGAGGAGAAGUUCCUCCACCUCGCCCACCCCCUCCAGCAGAAACUGAUGAUGAAGAUGACAUGUUUAUGCAUGCACCGCAACCAAACCAGCCUAUUAUGGUUGCUGCACACGGUUUGCACCAAGAAGUACGUCAAUGGUCAAGCAAAGACAAUGACAUAAUUGCCGCUGCCAAAAAGAUGGCUUUGUUGAUGGGACGUUUAUCGCAGUUAGUACGAGGUGAAGGAGGAACCAAGAGAGACCUUAUUGCUUGCGCCAAAGCCAUUGCAGAAGCAUCUGAAGAAGUCACCAGGCUUGCCAAAGAGCUCGCCCGCGAGUGCACUGACAAGAGAAUGAGAACGAGCUUGUUGCAAGUUUGCGAACGUAUUCCUACAAUUGGAACCCAACUGAAAAUCCUGUCAACAGUCAAAGCUACCAUGUUAGGAGCCCAAGAGAUUUUGCCGCGGAUGGAAAUGGCUGAGUUACAAGGCGGCACUGAAGAAGAUCAAGAAGCCACAGAUAUGUUGGUUGGUAACGCUCAGAACCUCAUGCAAUCUGUCAAAGAAACUGUAAGAGCAGCUGAAGCUGCCAGCAUCAAGAUCCGCACUGACGCCGGUAUCAGGCUGAGAUGGGUCCGCCGCCAACCUUGGUACAAUUAUUAGAUUCUUUUUAUGAAAUUUAUUGAUCUGUAAAUUAGUUUUAAUCCGUGACUAAAACUGGACUAAAACCGAGGGUCUGACUUUGCGUUGUCGGGCUGGCCUGGAUUUUCUUAAUUUAGUAAGUUUGACAUUUCAUCAGUAGCCAUAUUAAGACACGUAAAUAAUCUUUAGUAUUGUAGGACCAGGAUUGAUUAAAAAAGGCCAAGAUUCUAUUGUAAAAAUUAAAGGAUUUAUUUGCACUUCUGCUUUUUAAACCAUGAGGUCCAUUAUGAUAGUCAGUUUAGAAUACAAGAGUGUAGGAAUCGCAGUCAAUUUAAACUAAGUUAACCAGGCUGAUAUUGAAGUAAAUACAAGUGUAUAUCUGAUGAACACAUAUAGUUACUUUAAUAUCAGCAUUAUUACCUAGUUUAAAUUGACUGUGAUUCGAACACUCUUGUAUCCUAAACUCACUCUGUUGUUGGACCUCAUGGUCUGAAAUGCAACUGUGCAAAUAAAUCAUUUUAUUUAUACAUUAGUUUCCAGUACGUAAUUGAUGAUCUUCCUACAAUAUUAAAUACAAAUACUCAGUAUGCACUUCAGAUCUUAUCUAAACUAUAUUCGUUGCUAUUAUGAUCCUAAAAUUUUACCAAUUCUCCGCUCAGAUCAUUUUUUAUUUCUCUGUUUGAAUUCUCAACAAUCAUUAACACCACCGUUUGUGAAUCAGACCUUUUUUGAUCACUCUAAUCAUUCAGAACCGCAUCAACUAGAGAGUCUGCUCUAACUUAGUGAAAAAUCUAAGUUUAAGUAAUUUAUCAAUUAUUUAUAUUAGUAAUUGCUUGAGUGCAGGUUCUUCUCUUCCUCUGUUGUUAAGGUUAGGUUGAGGUUAGGUUAGGUUAGGUCAGGUUAGGUUAGGUUAGGUUGUGCUAAUUUUAAUGCUUGCCUCAAUGAUUUUUGGUCCGUUGGCAUCCAUUUGUAACUGGAUUGCAGCCACAAGUGGCUGUCGAAAAAUCUUGCGAGAGGUGUGACCGUCGAGCUCAUGAUCAUUCCUAGGAUUGUCUCCCCUUUGUGUUGCCUCUGUUGCCUCUGUCCGCUUUGUUGUCCGAUGAUGUCGUCCGCGCCACCUUCUUCUCGGUCCCUUCUAUUUCUGAUAUUUCUUUCGCCUUCCGAUCCAAUAUGCGCCUGAUUGUCAGCAAGUCCGGAUCCAGCGGCGAGUUGAAAUGUACGAGCGCCCUCGUCCUCGCGUUGCGCCACCAGUUCAGGCGAUCCUUGUUGACCACUUCGGCGAAGGGGUACACCUCGAUCUUCGCGACCUCGUACCCAAUCUCCCCCGGAGUGGUUAACCUUAAUGAUGUACCUCGUUCCUGAUGAGAGAUAUAUUGCGAUAUUACGCCAUCUUUGGUAAGUGAUGUUUCUAGUGCUAACGCUUGUUCGAGCCACCCACCUUCCGAACCGGCUGCGGAUGACUUUUGUGAUGUAACAUCUGCACGUCGAGUUCAGGUAGUCGCACGUGUGACAGACGUGGAUGUGGUUUCCGUAAAGAGGGCCGAAAGAGGCGCCCUAUCCGUCCGGAUGGGCCCCAGCCUGUCCCGUCUGCGGCCCUCCAGGGGUGAGAUGGUGGGCAAUAUAACAUAACCUAACCUAACCUAACCUAACCUAACCUAACCUAACCUAACCUAACCUCUUCCUCUUGUUGUUCCUUCCCCUUCAAACAGUUCCGUAAAAGGUGUUCCUUGCUCAAAUUGAAAAUCCAGUGUCGCCCAGCAGGUCCAGUCUCUGUAUUUUUAAGAAUCAAAACAGUAUAAUACUUCCUUUAUUCUAAGCAUUUGUUAGCUAAUUGCCUUACUGGAGUGCCAUUAUUAAUUUUAUUGUUUGAUAUCUCUUUGUGCAAUAUGUACUUGCCUUUGGAUGUUUAAUGGUUCUCUCCAAAAAACUAGAUUGCAAUGAAGUUUUAUUUUGGUACUAUUCUAAACUCGAGGACUAAUCCUAUGUUUUGAAUCAAUCGGUCAUUGAUUUUCUUCUUGCUAUAAUCAUUUUCUCAACCUUAUCAGUAUUUGUUAUUUUUACGUCUCUAGGUUAACCAGAUUGCAAUGGAAAUGUUAACUUCUCUGCAUUAAUUUGUGUGAGGGAAUUCCAAACAUCCAUGUUACUCCGGAGAAUCCAAUCCUGUCAUUUGCAUACUACUGAGACUGUUUUUUUUUUCAGUUUCUUCCAUUUGCCCUCUUUUUAUUUUUUCCUCUCAAGCCCCUAAUUAUGCGAGCUCAUGGAGAAAAGAAUGAAGUAAUAAUUAUUCAGUUCCAACUUGUCCUAAAUUUUACGCAGCAUAAUUCUAUCUUUUGUGAAUGAACAAAUAUAAUUUUCUACCUAUACUUAAAAGGGCCCAUAGUUCUAUGAUGCCCAUUUAAAUGUGAAUUUUUUCAGUGGAGUUGAUUUUUUAGCUCUUACUGGGCUAGUCGUAAGAAUCUAAAAAAUCUGUUAAAAUUUAGCUGAUUCUUAUCAGUGGUGUAACUAGAAAUCUUUACUCCCCUCCUCUUUUCCAAUCUAAGGCCUGUCUAUUUUCUUCUCCAUCUUCAAUUUGUGCGCAGAUCGGAACGCCAAGCCUCCGCCCGAGAGGGAAGGCUGGACGACAGUUACGCCACUGGUUCUCAUGCUUCAUAAUGUAACAUUUCCUAAAACUAGAGGAUAAUUUUCCUUUGUAAUCUGGAACAGGUAUAUUUUGCAUAACUUAAUUUUUUGCCUUUCCUUCUUCUUGUUCAACCUUUUUCAUUGCUGCUCUUCUCUGUGGAGGAAUAAUUUUGAACAAGAAGAAGGAAAUCUUCAACAAUUAGAAAAUCGACAAUAUGUAUGAUUGACUCCAUUUAUCAAACAAAAAUUAAAAAGUGGCAGAUUAGAAUAAUUAUUUGCACGGCAACCAGUAAUAUUAAAACUAACUUAGUUUGAUUGAAGUUUACCUACCAAAAGUUUUAAUUCAGUGAUCAGUUUGCCCAAAUUUCUUUUUAUCUUUAACACAAAAUCUAAUUUUGGUACACAGUGUAUUCAUGAUCUCUUCAAAAUUUCAUGAAUCUUACAAAUAUUUCUAAUUCUACUGCAAUCUAUUCUGUGAACAUGCUCUUGUAUUAAUAAUUAGAAGUCAUUGUGCUUGUAUUUGUUACUUUUGUGCCUCUGCUAAAUUUUCAAGUGCUUUAUAUUGAGCUUUUCAGGAAAUCAAGAGCUAAAUUUUUUACUUCAUUAAUUCGCCCAUCUAAAUGUACUGUUGAAUUUGAUGAGCUGGAUGCUUUGUUUUUUCAUUGCACUUGCUGAAUGAAACAUUGCUGUACUUAUUUUUUAUGAUGUUGAACUCAUAUGAUUCUGAUAAGGAGAGUUAAUAGCUGAAAAAAACAUCGAAAAAUGUUUCUUCAAAAUUUACCUUCCCUGGAAGGUAAGAAAUAUGUGUACUUGAAGUUUAAAAUAGGUCGAACAAAUUUUGUUGAAUUUUCCAUACGGAGAAUUGGAUCUGCAAAAAGCUUUCCCAAUGUAAUGUAGGCCCAUCAGUUUAUUUUAUAUAAUGGUACCACAGUAACAUGCAUAUGCAUGGCCAAAGUGCAAAACCAAGUAUCUCCAUAGCGGCGUUUUACAAUAUCUGCUCCUAUUUUCUUUUUUCGAAGAGAAACAAGCCAACCUUAUAGCUCGACAUUUUUGCAUAAUACUCUGCUAAAAAAGAAGAAGAAUCAAUUCUAAGUUUUCAAGAAAUUACGAGGACACGUUUACUAUGGAAAAAAUAAAGUAUAACAAGAUGCCUGCAACAUUGCUGGCGGAGACAUAUGGUUUCGCACUUCGGCCAUUGAUAUGGUAUCACAAAAAGGUUGCAUGCCAGCAACUGACCGAAUUCGUUCUGCUAACCUCAUCUGGGCGGAUUUUUAGUCGUAUUUUAUGCAGUUGUUUAUGAAGUAUUUUUUUCUGAAAGCAAUAGGAAGUAAUUGCAGGACCAAUGAAUAUGCCAAAAUAGUUUCUUCCAUGCAUUCAUAGGCUCGAUAAGUAGUACAAAAUACAUACUUAAGUUAUACUUUAAAUGCAUUUUAAUGUGCUGUGAAACAGCAGAUUCUCUCAUGUAAGAAUUGUCAGUUAGUUGAUAUUCUAAGUUGAUUCAAUCAGUAUUCUUCCCUUUCUUCUUCACUGGGGGUGUACAGCAAUAAAUGUUAAUUAAGAAGCAUAAUUUAGAAGCAUAGUUACCAGGUGGGACACUAAAAUAGUUCAGUUUCAACCUUAAGUAGGAGACUUUCCGGUGCUCACAAACAUGUUGUGCAAACCCAUCGACUAGAGCUGUGAAUUGCUGAUCUAAGCUACUUCCAUUCAAUCUUUCCCUCUCUUUUUUGCUGGUCGCUUUAUCAUUGUUUUGUGCCUUCGUUGUUCGUCAUUUUUGUCAGGUAUAAAUUUUUAGGCUUUUAAAGAAUAUUUGUUCAGCUUUUUAUAGCUUUUUUUCUAAUGUCUCAGCUCCAAUUAUUUUGAGCUUCCAAUUUUUGAAGGGUAUAAUCCUUAAUUGCAAUUGUAAUCAAUGGAAUUAGAACUUGCGUUUGGUAAGUUGGCAGUUUGUAACUUCCAGUUGGCACAUUCCGUUUGUAAGCAAUCGCAUGGCAGUUGUCCAAUAGCCAUGGAGAAUUGACUGCGUGCAACAAUGCUGUUGUGUGCAGAAUUGUAAAUCAGUCUACUGCAUGUGACAGCGGAAAGUAAGCAAAUGCCAACCUAUCUCACAUGAGUUCUACUUAAUUUAUGUAAGAGUAUCCAAGUUUACCUGAUAAUUUUUUUUAUCUUAUUGACCUUUAUUUAUUUGAUUGACUUCAAUUUCAUUUUGAGGUAUGGCCUCCUCUCAUGAAUAAAAGUUGGCCUUUUUUUAAUAAACCCUUCUUUUUUCUCAAAUAUCUAUUAUUACAGUUUACUGAUAUUGGUGCUAUCUAUUAAUCAUAAUUUACAUAAUCUACUUAUUUUUCUGAGCAGAGUAACCAAUAUUUAUUCCUCUUAUAUUCUGUCGAACCUGAAGCACUGAGCUUGUCCUUUGCCUGUCGUGAAAAAUAUUUAAAUAAAGUUGCAGUCCAUGUAGCCUGAAACUCUAAGGUUAAAAUGUUUAGUUUUGUUAAAUUUUCACGUAUGUAUUUUCAUCCAGAUUCUACACGCACAUACUUUUAAUAGAGUGGCAAUCAGUUGUCAUGAUGUGCUGGCUGUUUUUUUUCCUUUAAUUUCUUUCUAAUCAAAUUUUAACAACAAGACUAAUAUCUGAGUGAGAAAUUUAACAACACGGGUGUAGGACUCACAAACGGCGAGAAAUCUAAUCAAAAUUUAAAUUACCUCUUAAAAAAAACUUAUUCUUGCUAACAGCCUUAAUUCUUAAAAGUCUAUCUCUACUUAAACCCCUAAUUUGUUUUUAAGAUCUUCUCAGAGAAAAACUCCUUCCAGAAAAGUUAAAAAUCUUUUUUAGAAAAGUUCUGCUCGCUUGUGACUUAACGAAAAGUUGUUAAGAAGUAAAUGAAACCCUUGUAGACCUGCAGUCUGUAAGAAAUUCAUUUAAAAGUUGUUAAGAAGUAAAUGAAACCCUUGUAGACCUGCAGUCUGUAAGAAAUUCAUUUAAAAGUUGUUAAGAAGUAAAUGAAACCCUCGUAGACCUGCAGUCUGUAAGAAAUUCAUUUGCAGGAUGUUACAGUUUGAUCAGUCCAAAGGAUCUAAUAGAUCUAGAUGAGGAAGAUAUGUAAAUAAUCAUCAUAUAUAUUCAGUGUGAUGACAAUCAAGUUAUGGUUUAAUCGUGAUUUUAUUUUUUGUCAAAUAUAUCAGAUUGAAAACUUUGUAUUUCCCAUAAAGGUGGCCAAAUGCGAAUAUUCGUAUCUCAGUUGCAUUGUCUGAAAAUCUUUGAGUACAUUUUACUCUCCCGAGGAGAGCUAACCAAAAUGUUUCCUUGAAAUUUUCAGUUAUUUGUUUUGGAAUAAAGGAAGAAAUUUCAUAGAAAAUUUCAGUAGAAACGGUUGAUCAGUUUCUCUACAAAGAUGUAAAACAUGAGUGGAGACUUACAAGGUUAAACGUUACACGUUAACAGCUAUAACGUUGCUAUCCGAGAUUCCUAUUUUUCGACUUUGGCCAUUAAAAUGAAACUUUAAGUUUGCUCAACUGAAAGACCGAAGUGUUCAACCUGAAUUGAACCUUAGGUUCUGGUCUACUUUGUUGCCUAAGAAUGGUUCAAUUUCCUUUUUGCAAUGCUUAAGGUGCCUACAAGUAAUGUGUCUCACAAUGUAAGCAUAGAACAUCUAAAGUCUCUGCAACAUAAACCCCAGUUUAUAUUCAAACCCACCUGUUCUUUAGUAUAGUUAUAAUGACUCUACCUAUGUAGUCAUAUUUUCAGAACUUGUUUUUCAGGAUUUUCUAUGUUCAAGGAAUCUAAGUCCGUAUACUUUUAGUUAAAUAAUAAUUCACACAUAUGCAAUGUACAUAAGUAAGUCUUAUAUUGGCAUUGUCCAGUGGAAACUGCCAAAUGCUUUGAACGUAUCACUAUUUUAUUUUUAUGCUUCUCUAAAGUUCAUCUUCCACUCAGCAUCGUUGUGUUCAAUAUCAUAACUGAUCAUUAUUCAUUUGACCUUUUUCACAUUCAUACAUAGUCAUUAAGCAAGAAAAAACACUAAAAAAUGAACCUUAAGCAUACCAAUAUAAUUAGGCUACCAAUUUUUCGGAAGAAACCAGGAUUUCACAUAGAUCAUUUAGAUCCUCAGACAAAUAUACCUCCAUUUCUAAUACUUAUUAGACAGAUUCCUUUUAAAUUAAACUAUGACUAAAAUCAAAAACUCCCUGUUGAAGGUGGAUCUCCAGUUUUGGCAGAAUGCAUCACGGGUACGAUUGAUUUAUUUCAGAUUUUAAUCAUUAGGAGGAUUAUUUUAGAGAAAUCUCAAUUUCAGUCUCCAGAUCAAUCAUUAAGGAAUAUUCGAUGAUCACUUUCCAAUUACUGAAAAUAUAGUCAAAAAUACUCUUUUGAGCCAUCGAUAUCUAUAGAUUGAAAUCCGUUAAAAAUUAAAAAAAAUUAUCUCUGAUUUUACUAUAAGAUUUUAGAAAAUGACUCUCAGGACAAGCAUCCCAAUGAUUGAUCUGGAGGCAAACAUCAUUCCUUGUAUAUAAAUCAAACCUCAUGAACAUUAUCACAAACUAUUUGUUAUCAAUCUCUCUUAUAUGAGAUCUCUGUCAUCUUAAAGCAUUCAUUUUCUCUUUAAAUAGACAAAGAAGACAAAAUUAAAUGCUCCAUAAUGAUUGGAAUCAUACACACAAAAUAUUGAAAACAGAUUUCAGUUUUUUCUGAUCUCUCUCUGGGCAAAUCUGGUCUCAUCAAUGGAGACCUGGAUGGUACUCCAGAAAGAGUGUAUCCAUCAACGUUGAAAUUAGGGUUGUCAUCGUGCGCACUUACUAGUAAGGUUUUCUGAAAGUAGUUACACUCAAGAUAAUUAAAUCAGUUGAAAAGUCCACAUAGGCCAUCAUCAAAUUACUUAAAUUUUUGAUGAUUGAUCUGGAAGCUGAAAUUUUCCCAAAAUAAUGUACCUAAUGGUUAAAUUUUGAACUGUAUUGUUCAAACCCAAAAUGCAUUGCUCCAUGAAUCUGGGUCGCUUGUAGCGAAUUUAUAAACAAGUUCUUUUUCCAUCACACUUCUUGUUUUGAUUGUAAGUGUACUUCUUUUUAAUUUUUCCGACAAUGCUGGUUGUUUUUAAUCAAUAAUCCUUAGUCUCGCGCAUUUAUAUAUUUUUUAGCUAGUUGUUAUAAUUCAAAAUUAAUUUAUUUAUUUAUCCCUUGUUAAUACUCUGUUAUUUAAAGUUUGUUUUUUUGUUGACACAGUCAUUAUCAUGGUUACUUUUAUGCUCUACAUAUUUUCUUAAAAUUGCUACAUGUAGGAAAUUUUAUCCUAUGAAUCCAUACUUGGAAACAUACGACUCAGUUUUUCCAUGUAAGAAUUGAUGAACCUAAACAAAGUUCCAUCUUUUCUUCUUUGUGUGCUCUAUUUAUUCCUUUUAUACUCAGUCAACGUAAUUAAAUUGCUCCAUUAGGGCUUUUUCUUUAAUCCAAACCGCAAGGGAUUGGGACGAACCAAGUUACUUUUUUUUUUAUCAUAAUCCAAUCAGAUCUAUGCUUGUUCCGAAGGAGCGCUUUGAUUGCCCUUCCAAGGUUAGGUCCAAUCUCAACCUCAAAUUGAACCGGUUUAAACUGCAGGUAACCCAAUCCAUCCUGUUUCAUGCAUUCUCUGGAUUUAAAAAAACAACUAUUAACUGUAAAAACUGAAAAACCCACCCUUUUAUCUUUCAAAGGCUGAUCUGAAUUAAUGCCACAUUUAUACCAUCAAGUAUUUUUGUGUUAUUUGCCACCAAAAAUUUGACAGAUUUUUUGAUGAAAACUGAUGAAUUUAUCACAGAUCAUCUCCACCUUUCCGCGAAUUUCCAAUAGUAUUUUGUGUAAGCAACUAUUUACCAUUCUACUUAAAUAUCAAUGACUGUAUUAAGUCUUUUAUCUAAUCACAUUUCCAAAUGAUGGAAAUUCAUUAAUUAAUGUUGUUAUAUCUGCAAAAGUAUUGCCCGUAUGUCUCUUAAUUCUCACUACAAAAUUGAGUCUUUAGAAAUCAAAAUAUGUUAGAAAGUUUACUAAAUCUGGUCAGUUUUAGUUUUCACUUCUUUUCUCUCUUUUUUUUUUUCGCACCCCUCUUUUUUCUCCUUGUACUAAUAUAGGUUUGAGCGGUGAUUUUUAAGAAGUAAAAAAACUGAAUGUUCUUUUUCAUUGAAACACAUGUUUCCUGUAACUUCUAUUCCAAUCAAGAGAUAUUCCAAUUAUAUUUUUUAGUGUUUUAGCAGAAAUCGCAUCAGUUUUUCAGGGUAGUAAAUCAGAUUUUACAUACAAUUACUAUCUUAUCUCAAAUAACUAAAUUAGUAUCACAAGAUACUCUGACAACAAGGCGGUGUGUGAGUUUCAGGCUUACUUCAUUGUAGAAAGAAAAGGUUCAUUGGGGAGAUAUAAUUUUAAAUGUCAUACUUGUAAAGCAUUACGAUAAAUUAUACCUCCUACACAAUUCAGAUGCAUUUAUUUUAACCAUACGGGCAAAUGAAUAGCAAGAUAACUCUGUAAAUAUGUCACUUUACAUUUUAGAAGAGAUCCCCAGUUUGUAAAAUUUAUCUCAAACCCAGAGAAAAUAGUGUAAUCAGUGUAAGUUGAAAAUUGUUUUUUUAAAGUAGCCCAGUUAAUGUUCUUUUCUUGCAUGUUGUAAAGUCUUUAUUGAUUUUUAAAUAGCGUGAGAUCUGGGUUCUAUUUUAAUUACAUUGAAUUAUUAGGUUUUGGUUGUCCAAGUAUUUCUUAUUUCAACUUUUUUGUUUUUAACUUUUAACCAUUCAUUGUUUCCUUCAUUUGUAACCAGAAACAGUUUAAAAUGGAUCCGAUGGUCAAAGUUUUCAGUGUAACACUUUAGUAGGUGUAAAUUAACUAAUUAAUUCAAAAUUGUGUUGUAUUUAUUGAACAUACUCAAAUAAAAUUGAUUGUAUUUUACUUACAAACA